UGUUAGUUGUUUUCAUUGCCUCUGUCAUCGAAAACAACAGCACGUGUACAUUCUUCAUAUUCCCAUCAUAUUAAGCGCUUGGAACUAAAGAAAUAAAAUCAUUUAAAAAUGUCUCUGCUAAGAAUCAGAAAACCUAAGACCCGUAAAGGUAAAAAGGUGCUAUUGGCUAGAGAGCCUCAAUUGAUAGAAGGCCCCCGCAAUAUGCUGUUUUUGGAUGGUCGCAAGUGUGGAGGAGACGUCAAGUUGUGUAUGAAAGAUUUGCAGCAGUUAAAAAAACCCCUCAUAAAAUCAUUGAACAGGAACAAUGACAUUACACCAUUUGAUGAUCCCUCGUCUUUGGAAUUUUUAACUCAAAAGAAUGACUGUGCCAUGUUUGCUUUUGGCUCCACAUCAAAAAAGAGACCAAAUAAUCUGGUUUUGGGACGUAUUUUCGAGAAUGAAAUUCUAGACAUGGUUGAGCUGGGUAUCAAACGCUAUCAGGCAAUGACUGAAUUUAAAACAGAAAAAAUCGGAACAUGUGUUAAACCCUGCUUAGUUUUCAAUGGGCCAAAAUGGUCGCAGGCCGAGGAAUUGCGCCGUCUAAAAAACCUUCUUAUUGACACAUUCCAAAAGGAUAAAGUAGAAGCCAUACGCCUUCAAGGUAUUGAGCAUGUUAUGAGCUUCACUUGCACUGAUGAGAUGAACAUUUUAAUGAGAUCUUACAAGAUAUUACUUAAGAAAUCUGGACAGAAAACCCCUAGAAUAGAAUUGGUCGAAAUAGGACCAUCAGCCGAUUUUUCAAUUAGACGUACAAAAAUUGCUUCAGAAGAUUUGUACAAACAAUCACGCAAGCAGCCCAAGGAGCUCAAAGUUAGUAAAAAGAAGAACAUUACUCGUGACGAGUUGGGCAAUACCCAUGGUCGCGUACAUUUGGGUAAACAGAAUAUUGGCAAAAUACAGACACGCCGUGUUAAGGGUCUCAAAAAAUCGGCAGAAGAAAAGAAAUCGGACAGACAAAAGAAAAAGGAACUAUUGAAGGCAGCCGCUCAAGAGUUAUUGACAAACAAUGAAUAAACAUUAAUUGCUAAGAGUAGAGUAAAUAAAAUGUAUUUUAUUUGUA
Molecule: messenger RNA, 1099 nt
Organism: Stomoxys calcitrans (stable fly)
Lineage: Eukaryota; Metazoa; Arthropoda; Insecta; Diptera; Muscidae
Gene: Non3
Product: ribosome production factor 2 homolog
Exons: 3
Coding region: 109-1053 (314 amino acids)
Biological process (GO): ribosomal large subunit assembly; maturation of LSU-rRNA from tricistronic rRNA transcript (SSU-rRNA, 5.8S rRNA, LSU-rRNA)
Cellular component (GO): nucleolus
Molecular function (GO): rRNA binding
Source: RefSeq, a predicted model, not a curated record